This is a messenger RNA of Oreochromis niloticus (Nile tilapia), 8158 nucleotides long. RefSeq names its product zinc finger homeobox 2 (gene zfhx2). NCBI's taxonomy places the organism in Eukaryota, Metazoa, Chordata, Actinopteri, Cichliformes, Cichlidae. Gene Ontology annotation, molecular function: DNA-binding transcription factor activity, RNA polymerase II-specific; zinc ion binding; RNA polymerase II cis-regulatory region sequence-specific DNA binding. The transcript is spliced from 5 exons. The record is from RefSeq and is a predicted model, not a curated record. Gene Ontology annotation, biological process: regulation of transcription by RNA polymerase II. Bases 178 to 5007 code for a protein of 1609 amino acids. Gene Ontology annotation, cellular component: nucleus.
UUUGAGCGCUAGGACGCGUCCAAAAAGGGGGUCUUGCUGGGCGGCGAGGGAGGAGGGGGUGCGAGUGCUUCUAACACAUCUGUAAGCGGAGCCCACGUUCAUUAAUUAAAUGGCUUUAGUCCGGCUAGGCCUCAAUUUGCGCUGUUGAGCAGCAGGCGGCGGGCAGUGCAACACUAGAUGCCCGACUGGCAGCCUAUAAUCAGAGGGGAGGAGUCUGGAGAGGCGGUGUGCAGUGAAAGGAAUGGGGUGGCAGAGUGGUUGUGCCCCCUGUGCCAAAAAGGGCAAUCAGACAGAUCUUCCCUAUCUCUACAUCUCACCCAACAACACAGCGUGCUUUCAUCGUGUGUCGACAGGUUGCUGGAUAUUGCUGUUCUAAAACGGGCUGCCCGUGUAGAAGAGGACAAAGGCGCUCACAAGUCCUCAGAUGCAGAGUCUUCACAACUGAAGCCCACUGAAGACGUCACUUCAGACCCCUGCAAAUCUAGCGAGAGUUCAGACGCUACCCAGACGCUUGGAGACAAAGAGAUGGAGGAAGAGAGAAUAAUGGAACAGGAGGGAGGUGAAGCUGAAGCAGAGCCAGAAGAGGAGGGAAAUCCACUUACAGGAGCCAAACAGCAAAAUGCAACUGAAAACACAGAAAUCCCAGACGCUAGUGAAAAGUCAGUUGGUAAAAAUGGUGUGCCAGCUGAAAAUAACACCCGUUCAUUCAAAUGUAAUGCCUGCUUGGAAAGUUUUCCCAGCAGAACUGCCUUGAGUGUUCAUUAUAACUCUGCAUCCCACAUUCAGAGAAUGACAACAGGCUCUGGAAAACAAGGUGCAGAAAGUAGUCCCCAAACUCCUUCGGUUCCAAUCCUAUCUCGGCCAUAUAUAUCAAACAAGCCCUACCAGUGUUCUGUAUGUCGAGUCUCCUACAAUCAUGCCAUCACCCUUGAGAGCCAUAUGAAAUCUGUCUUGCACCAGACCCGCAGCAGAAAUGCUGGAAUUGCUGCACAUGCUGCAAACAGCGCAGUGGCUGCUGCUGGUUCGAGAGGCAGCGCUGCCAACCCAGUAGUUACCACGUCGGAAAGUGGAAGCAGUCAGUCAGCUACCUCCACCAACUGUGCUGCUCCUGGGACGUUGAUGGUGACUGCUGCGAAAGAAGGCGAGCAGAUUCCAACUUCACAAGUGGCUCCCUCCCUCCUCACUUCCCCUGUGGCCUCAGCUCAGGCGGUCUCGGCCUUUCUCACCCUCCUCACUUCCAGUCCUAACACACUGUCACACUCCCUCCUCCCCUCCCUGUUUGCAGCUAGUGCUGCUCCUGGUGCCGCUGCACCUCAGCUUGUGCCUCAGCCUCAAAUGGUCAUGCCCUUGAUCUUAAAUGGGCUCCAAGCCCAAACCCAGCAGCACCAAGAGAACCAGCAAGGCCAGCUCCUUACCCAGUGCGUGCCACUAGUAGGUCUCAGCACAGCCCAGCAAGCCCUUCUAACCCAAAGACUUAACAGCUUACAGAACCAGUGGCCCUCUGCAGGAGUUCCAACAAACAUACAGCCCUGUGGGGAAGAGCAAAAACAGACUUUAAAGAGUGAGAGAGAACAAAAGAGUGAGGCUAGGAAUGAGACUGUUGAAGAAAAGAUCUCUGAUCAGGUCAAAGAUGAGCAUAACCGUACUGCCCAGAAACCUAAGGAAGAGAACAGUAAAGACAUUGCACAGUGUUCUGAUAUAGAAAGUAACGUAAAGGUUGAGAAUAAUGAAAACAAUGGGAAGGCACAUGAAGAUGGCACAACAGAUGGAGACUGCUCAACAAAUCAGUUGGACCUGGAAGGUGAUAAAGUAGCUAGCCUGAAUCUCUCCCCAGCGGGCACAGAGAAGAGCCUCCGCAAUAACAACCUCUCCCCUUCUGCAUCUGUGCCCAGCAACUCGAGCCUCAGUCCUGUAAAUUUAAACCUUACCCUUAGUCCUGAUUCUACUCCUCAAAAAUCCCAAUCAGGCACAAGCCCAUGUGGCUCUCUUGGCACCCCAAAAUCCAGCUCAAGUACCAAUGCCUUAACUAACAGCCAAAAUCGUCUUCAUUGUAAUACAGUGGAUUCCAUUUAUCCAGACCUUCCAGUGCUUUCAGAGUUCCAGUCAGAGGUUCUCUGGGCCUUCUUUGAGUCACGUAGUGAGGCUGAUGCUGCAAGUCCUCCCCAUGAGGACUGUGAAGCUCUGGGCCGAGAGGUGGGUCUUUCUGAAGAAGAGGUUCGAAGGUGGCUGACCCAAGCUCGACACACAAAACAAAGACAGAGGGCAACAGAGUUGGAACAGCUGGGCGGUGUUCCAAGAAAUUGUCAGAGUUCUGAUAAUGACUAUGAUGACGAGGAAAACUCACUCAUAAUAGCAGAAGGUGAGGAUGAUGCUGAACCAUUUAGUAAUCAGGCCAUGGAUUUGUCUAGUACAAGAGGGAAACGCAAACACAGAGAGUUGGGAAGGGAGGGUCAGGGAGAUUCCUGUCUCACAUCUGAUUCAGAGAAUGAGGUCUACACUUCUGUCAUUGUUUCAGAUGAGGAAAGUCAGAAUGGGUCUUUAAGAGAUGAUCCUGAAAGCCCUGCUAAAGACGAAGCACAGCGGGAGGUCCACGGUGAUAAGGGUUCAGUUGGAGGAAAGGUAUUGCGCUCCACGACUGUGUUUCUUUCCGAUGCAGAGGAUGAAUACGAAGAUGAGGAUGGCGGAGGUAGUCAAGGGGCCAAGAGAAAAAAACAGAGAGAGAAGUUUGAACAUGAGCUGGAGGUAAAAAAGGAAAGACAAGACCCAGAUGUAGAUCUAGAGUUGGAGGCCCAAGGUGAUCCUCCAAGCUCACAGUCAAAUGCAGCAGAUCCCUCUGAAAUCCCAACUGGUGCUCUCCACUCGCUUCCCUUGUCAUUCACUCCCUUUUCUACUCCGUUUCUUAGCCCCUAUGUUCUCUCCCUUACUCCUUCGGUGGUUGGGGAUGGAAGCAAAGUCCCCAUCUUUCCCAACCCACCAACCAUCACACGCUUCUCCAACUCUCUUCUCUCACAAUCUCUCUUCUCACAAAACCAAACCUCCCGCUACCUGUCCAAUGGUGACGACUGUGAGUCAGCUCUUGAUCUCAGCAUGGGCAAAAACAGCUCAAAGUCUGCUCUGUCCUCAUCUCUGGCUGAUACAAUUGCAGCACAGAAGGGACAGUUGCUGGACGGACUUGGCCUGAGGCCCACAUCCAAAGGUCUGGUAGUCGUCCAGGUUAAGCCGGAAUCUGUUACUGCCAUGCCCUCUUCUAACAAUGUUACAAACAUGGUCAACUGCAGUAAUGUGACCAAGUCUAACAUUUACAUGAGGCCUGGAGAAAAAAUGAAUACCACACUAUUGGAAAGGGACCGAGAAAAGGAGAGGGAGCAGGAACAGGAGCAGAGGAAGUCCAAAGGAAAAAGGUACCGGGAUAUGCGGCGUUCAAGGACCAUCAUACAAGCAGAACAACUCGAUAUUCUGUAUGGCUGCUAUUUCAAAGACCCAAAUCCUGGGAAACAUGAGUUUGAACAGAUCUCAGAGUGGGUUCACCUUCCAAAGAAGGUGGUUCAGAUUUGGUUCCAGAACAUGAGGGCGAGGGAAAGAAAAGGCGAGGUCAGAUUCAUAGGCGACGGGACCUUGGCAGCAGUUGGCAAACCUCUCAUCAAAUUUACUUGGCCUCUUUCCAAACCCAUAUUCACUAACAAGCCUGCUACAAACAAUACCGGGGGAAUUACAACUACUCCGAUUGUUCGCACCCUCAUCAAGACAGAGAGAGAGCCAGUAAAUGAACUGGCCAAACCAGCGCCAGUUGUGAUGAAGAAAAUAUCCCCUGUUCCUAUAAAGCCGAAGGAGUCAGUUUCUUCCACCACAGCAUCUCCUGUGAGCAGCAGUGCUUCUGCAGUGCCAAAGACCACGCUCGAAACCACCAGCAACAUCACCAUGGUUAAAGUUGCACCCAAAGCAAAUACCCCUGUCCUCUUGGUGCCACCCAAGGAUUUGAUUCCAAUUGCUCCACGACCAGCCCAGAAACGAAAGCUAGAAGACGAGAGCGAGGAAGAAAAGACCGAUGAGGAGCGGGAUAACGAAAGUGAGAUCGGUCCUGGACCAGGAACCACUAACCGCAUGGUGCCGAAGCUCCCCACAACUCCCAUCAACAACAGGCCUUCCGCCACAGCAGUGGUGCCACAAAAACAGAAUGGGCUGAACUACUGGACUUCCAAAGUCCCCAUUAAGAUCAACACUCUAUCAAGAGAACAACUGGCUCUUCCUACGCAUACAGCUCCUCGUACCAUCCCCCCUCCUCCCACCCCCAGCAUUGCACCAGUCAGCCCUAACACCCCUAGUUCUGCCAAAGUGGCCAGCCCCUCCACCCCAUGUGUAGCUAAAUCAAGCCCAACAGAAAGCAGCUUUCUGCCCCACUCAUCCAGCCGUAGACCACGCACUCAUUUGUCCUGCCUACAACUGUCCAUUCUGCAGUCAUGUUACGAGACCUGUGCCCAUCCCAACGCCAUGGAGUGCGAGGCAAUUGGCACUGAGCUCAACCUGCCGCUCAAGGUGGUGCAGAUUUGGUUCCAAAACACAAGAGCGAAGGAGAAGCGCUGGAGGCUGCAGCAGGAGAAAAUGUCUCCUCUUUCAGGCGCGAAGGUAGACAUGAGCUCAGGAAGCUACCUGCAGUACAGCGCUCUCAAGGCCAAUCGACCCAUCCUGCCCAAGCCUGUUCAGCUAACGGUUACCGAACCUCCAGCUUCCCCAGUGCCCGGUCAGCCGGUGCCAAAGGAGACCCUGACGGGGCGCUGCGACGCUUGCAACGUCUCCUUUGAAUCCCGGGCUGCAGCAAGGGCCCACGUCUUCUCUCCGCGUCACCUGGCAACCCUGAGAACCACUAACUUUGGCCAGCCGACGGCGCUCGUCAACAAGAGCGGAACCGGCAGUGCUGCUCUUUCCACUACUGUAACCAGCUCUGGCGGUGGUUCUGAAGGGGAGAUAAUAAUCGAGUUGCCUCCAGCGAUGGCCACCAGCAACAGUUAAAGACUCAGAUCAGGAUUGGUCUGCACACUGACUAUUGUUGGACCCAUUUGGGCUCCUCAGAUUUUAAUAAACAGAUUUGAGCACUAAUCCUCAAAAACUAAUAUUCUUUAGUUUUUGAUGUCGGCUCCCCCCUUGCACCCGCUAUCCUUUGCUCAACCUUCACUGACUUGAUAUCCGUUAUCUGUAGAGCUCACCUGGUAUCAAAUACAACAGCAGACUCUUUCCAUGCUGCUUGUCACUUAAUCAGUUGCUGUCUGAUAAGUGAUAACACCCCCACCUUCCUCAGAGUUCCCUUAAUCCUCAUUUUAUCCAGACAUUUUUGGUCCUAACCCUGUGGUUGGUUAUGUAUUACCUUACUUCUAUGACCUUCCUAUAAUUUGUAAAGGCACUCAGCUUGCCACGCUUGAGCUGUUGUACCCUAAAAACUGAUGCAAGUGUUUCCUUUUUCUUUUUUCUUUCUUUUUUUGGCAGAGGCCAUGGGGGGAUUUUUGGGAAACACUUUUUGGGAUAACAUGGAAAUGCUGACAUGUAUAACUCCCACUUUGCUCCUGUGGAAUUGUUUUUCUCACGCCUACUUUCACUUUUAGGGCAAAGAUUGCUUGGAUAUAAUACGACUGGACUAAAUCAUUGGGAGAGAAAGAACUGGUCUUAACCGCCACCCUUUUUAAUUGUCACAGAAGGGUGAAAUGAAGAGUGUUGUCUACUCACUACUUUGGGAUAUAAAAGGAGGUACUUCGGAGAGAAUAGGGCUGUUGAAUUGUCCCCAUAUUCAUGUUCAUAGUUUCACGACAAUCCAAAUAGAGGCUGAGGGAAGUAGAAUCUUUGGCAUACCGCACUUUGACACAUUUUACAUUGUUUUGAAAUGUUUUUAAGCAUUCGAAUGCAGGUGUCUUUUAUGGAAGGAUACGCUGAUGCAUGUUGGAUGCCUUAAUAUAAAGUGAAAUAAAUAUUUUUUUUUUUUUUUCCUAAUCAAAUGAAACAUGCUUUAGGUGUGAGUAUAAUAAUUGUGCAAAAAGCAGACCUGGGCGUAUUGAAGAAGAGCUUUAUUCCAAAAUGCUUUUACAUAAAGUUUUGUUUUUGGGAGAAUAUUUGUGAAUGUCACAUGUUUAUAAAGUUGUCAGCAAUCUCUUGGCCAAGGAGUAGAAUUACCAACUAUCAUGCUUUCACACGUUUGCUGUAAAUUUCACUUCCUACCCAAAUGUGUGCGUCUCAUUUUGGAAUUUAGCUCUUCAGACCGGUGGGUGAAGAUGACGUUUUAAAAAAAACAUUUUUUUUUUUACGGCUACUGUGGGAUACACGUCCGGGAGAUUUCUGUUGGAGAAUUCAGUCUGAAUUUGACAAAUUGGGCUGAUUUCCUAACUUUUUUUUUUUGCGAAUACUGUGUAUAAAGCCCUUUUCAGACUUAAAAUUCCUGGCUUCACUACUUUUUUUUCUUUUUUUAAAGGAAUAAGAAAAGAAAAAGGAUGCCCCCCAAUUUGUAGGUCACUUUUGUGUGCUGCAUGGCGCUGCUAAGACUGAUUCCCCAUCUCUCCUACACAGGCUCCGAAACACAUCCCUUUUGACUUGGGAUUAAUGAAAAUGCACCAUAGAAGAAGAAUAUUUUCAAUGUAUGGCAGAUUACAAACGGAGUGUGUGUAGAAAACAUGCCUUUUAGCAUGUUAUUUAGUGAGCCAGGUUACUCUCAAAGCUGCAUGAAAGACGUGCACAAAUCAAACAAUACAACAGCAUGCAGUUCACGUGUGUGUGUUCAAAGUGAUACCUGAAUGUUACGCAGUCUGGCGCGGUACCUUUUACACACAAGUGACCUGCAUGUCGAUUUGGACAAGGAGCCGACAGAUGCAGUCAUCACUGAAAGGGGCUUUAGACAGCAAAGUUACGAAUUUCUGUAAUCAUUUCAUUUAUUUCAAUAUUUAUACAAAUGAUACAAAAAGCAAUUCAAAUCUGGAAUAACAGAUUUUUUUUUAUUAUUAUUAUUAUUAUUAUUAUUUUUUUUUUUUUAGGUCAAAAGCCAAACCUCUAGAACAAGACAGCAGGGUUUGAAAUGGUUUGUCCCCCCUCCUCCCCAUACUCGUUUUCCUCUUGAUUUUUUUUUUUCUCAGUUUUGAAGCAGAGUUGGUGAUUCUGGUCAUGUAUGUGCUGUGAAACGAGAGCUAAUAUCUGGAAACCACAACAAGGGAGACAGCUGGGUAUUACAAGUAUCCUUAAGGGACAAAUGGAUACUCAAAUCUAGGAAGCAAAUUAGGAAACCUAAAAAAAAAAAAAUGUGUUGACAGAGCUAAUAAGAUGGUGCUGUGUUGAAGGACACUUAACAUACUAAAGAUGUUUUCCUUCAAUUUAAGUUGUAUAUUAAUGUUACUAUUGAUAGUUUUAACAAAAUGCAAAACUAAACAUGAACUUUUUUUUGUAAAGAAAUAUAUUAAAAAAAAAAUAACUGAUAUUCCAAAGUAAUCCUCCCUUUGCUUUCUGUCAUUCAAAAACCAAAAAGCAAUCUUUAGGUUGACAGAGAGCAGGAGAGGUGUUCGCAAAUGCAAACUGUAAAGGACGUCCCAUGGCUUGACACUUGCACUAGUCCACAAUUUUUGCACAAGCUACAGGCAUUUCAAAUGAACACAGCCAUCACCACAACAUUUAAGAGUCACUCGGUGUGGUUUUUUUUUAAACAAGGAGGGUAACGCUGUCCUUUGACAACUAAUAAUUUCUUACUCCUGUUGGAAACUGUAUCUUGUGUGUAAAGCAAGGACUGGAGUGCUUGAUCCUCAAGACUGGGAUUACACACGCACACACAUAGACACGGUGUUGCACUGUCCAAACUAGAUACGUUUUUAUGGAGAUCUGCUUUUUAUUCUCUUAUGUUUCAUUGUCACUUUGAUUAUCACUAUUGUUAUAACUGUACUACUACUUAUACGAUUUAUUAUUACUACUCAUCACUGUUUUUGAUUAUUGAUUCAUAAUGGUUUUAAAUGCCACCACUCUGCUCAGAAAGAGUAUGGUAUUCCUAUGAAUAUUGAACAAUAAUAGUGGCAGUGUUGUUCUGAAUUGUUAGAUUUUUGAUUAAGCUUAUUUUUCCUCCUCACUUGUACCUGCCUUUUUUGUGUUUGGUCUCCAUUAUGCUUUCUUUGAUAUACAGAAAAUAAAAUCAUUGAAGAACAAA